GUGUGUGGUCGAGUCGCUUCAACCUUCUGUCAGCUCCUGAGACAUACACAAGGCUAGAGUAGACCUGUUUUACACGUUCAUGUCACAAGUCUUUGACUUCUGAGAAACAAGACAUUAACAUUUAGAGCGUGUGAGUGAGUUUGGUGAAGAGAAAUAAGGGACCUGCACUGGGAUGAGUCGCUGCACAGCUGCGUUACUUCUGCUGGUCAUUGCACUUUAUUCGCUCAACACAGAAGCAUACAAAUGCAGAUGCACCAGGAAAGGCCCCAAGAUACGAUACAAGGACGUGCAAAAACUUGAAAUCAAGCCGAAACAUCCUUUCUGCCAGGAGAAGAUGAUAUUCGUCACCAUGGAGAAUGUGUCCCGUUUCAAGGGUCAGGAAUACUGCCUGCAUCCAAGACUGCAGAGCACCAAGAACCUGGUCAAAUGGUUUAAGAUCAUGAAGGACAAGCACAAAGUGUACGAAGCCUAAAAUGCCGCAGUGUGAAGAGCGACAGAGGCGGAAAUUUCCGUGGAAUGUACAAAACUGCCAGUGCAUCUGUGGAUCAGUAGAUGAUCAGUUUUCCAAGAAUCAUGAGGCAUUUGCUCAGACAAGCUUACCAAGCACAAGACCUUUUCUUCAGGAACAAUGUCUAGGAAGACACUUGUACAAAAAAUAAUAAUAUUACUCACCUUUCAAACAUAAUUGUGGUUCAAAACAAGCAAUGCAUAUUCAUUCUAAGUGUUAGACUUGCAAAAAAAAAAGACUAAGAAAGUCUGUGUGAAUCAGAUUUAGAUGCAAGUGAUCACUACCUUUUUCGGUGGACUGUUUAUGAUCUCCUCAUGUAGGCUUCACAUUUAUUUUUUGGUCUGAUUCAUUGUGUUGUGGUAUAUAAAAGGGUUCUGCCACAAAUAUUAUUUAACUACCUGAGAGAAGCCAUACAAUAGUGUACAGUCUUGUACUGUUCAGAUGGGUUUUAACAACAUAGAGAUCUAAAGGGGGUUUUCACUUUCCAAGUUGUUGUCUAUACCUGAAUACAGCCCAUAUGCUAUUUUGAUAUGCCAGUAAAGCUAGUUUCAUAUGUGGUGAUAUAGAGCACAACCAUAUUUAAAAAGAGAGUAUGUCUGUAAAUAAAUAUAUUUUAACUGUUUACUGUGUGCCAUACCACCGUACAACAGGUAAAAUGAGUCAAAAAAUGAAUUGUGAGCAAAGCAAAUAUUUUCUGUUCGGACCGCCAAGAGGGUGCUCAUCUUGGCAAAUUUGCUAAACCUUUCAUUUAUAUUCAUCAACAACCUCGUAUAGUUUACCUACAAUAUCUGAGGCAUCAUGUGCUCAUGCCACUCCAUUUUUUCCUCCAAACACUGUUGAGGUUUAUCAUCUCCAUGCAAACAUUUCUGAAAUCUGAGCAUGUGAAAUUUGAGGCUUAUAAUAAGUCAGUUUGUUUACCUAAACCUUUGUAUUCAAUCCUAGCCCAUCAUAACCUUUCCACCACCACUGUUCUAUGGUCUACAUGGGCUUCUUCUAUAAGGUUGUUAUUAUUAUUACUCAGGCUUAUUUGGUAUGACAAGUCUGGUAGUUUAUUUCCACUGAAUGGAACAUCAUAUAAAUCAUAUGUAUGAGAAGUGUGAAUCUUAUAACUCUGGAACGUUUGGCCUAGGUGAUUCAUUUAGAAUUUCAGAGUAGAAUUAUACAGUAAACAUGUAUGUUGUAUUAUAAAGCUGUAUUACUAUUUAAAUAUACGAUAACAGAAAUAUUUCAGCCUUCAUGUUUGGGUUUACCCACCAAACACUGCUUCAGUUGCAUUCCAAGGAGUGUAAUGUACAAAGACAGCAAUAAAACUAUUUAAAUGGCUCUGA
Neoarius graeffei (lesser salmon catfish) is the source of this 1836-nucleotide messenger RNA. RefSeq names its product chemokine (C-X-C motif) ligand 14 (gene cxcl14). Lineage: Eukaryota; Metazoa; Chordata; Actinopteri; Siluriformes; Ariidae. The record is from RefSeq and is a predicted model, not a curated record. Gene Ontology annotation, biological process: cell chemotaxis; antimicrobial humoral immune response mediated by antimicrobial peptide. The transcript has 4 exons. Gene Ontology annotation, cellular component: extracellular region. Gene Ontology annotation, molecular function: chemokine activity. Bases 173 to 472 code for a protein of 99 amino acids.